GGCGUCUGCGUGCAGGCGGGGCCCGCGGUGCUUGCCUUUGGAGGCCACGGCAGCGGUGAGGCGGACGACGGCGGCUGCGACCUCGAGGACGGUGGCUGGGCGGAGAGGGCGGUCGGGGGCUGCGCUCCUGGAGAGCCUCGGCGCGCUCUGCGCCCUCGGCCGCGGCGCUUUCUGCUCCGCCCUCGGCGGCUGCUGGCGCGCUCCCGCGUCGUGAGUUGCCUCUGGGCCUCCCUCGGCGGCAGGGCGGGGAGCGUGGCGGUGAUGGCGCUUUGGAAGGAGCUGGUGGUCAUCCAGAUGCUGGGGCGCGGCGGCGACCUGCGCGACGUCAUGGAUGCCGUCAGGCGCGGGGGCGAAGGUUUCAGCGAGGACCGGGCCUUAACGCUCCUCCUCGGAAUCCCUGAGGUCGCGGGCGCGUGCUUGGCCAGGGAGGUCGAGUAUCAG
This is a messenger RNA of Prorocentrum cordatum, 441 nucleotides long. The record is from the annotation of a GenBank genome assembly. NCBI's taxonomy places the organism in Eukaryota, Dinophyceae, Prorocentrales, Prorocentraceae.